CAGUCCGGUUGGCCUUGGGGGCGGGGCUGUAGAGGAACUUGUCAAAGCUGCAGAGUGAAGUGAGAAUUCUACUAGAGAGGAAAUGGCUGCCUCUUCAUCCUCCUUCUCAGUCGGUGCGGUCAGUGGAAGUUGUGUCACUGGAUCUGGUUUCAGUGGCUCAGACCUUGCCCCACCACGGAAAGCCCUUUUCACCUACCCCAAAGCAGCUGGAGAGAUGUUAGAAGAUGGCUCUGAGAGAUUCCUCUGUGAAUCCGUUUUCAGCUAUCAAGUGGCAUCUACGCUUAAACAGGUGAAACAUGAUCAGCAAGUUGCUCAGAUGGAAAAACUAGCUGGUCUGGUAGAAGAGCUGGAGGCAGAUAGUGGCGAUUUAAACCCAUCCAAGCAGCUGCUGGGGUUCACACCCUCUUCAGGUUGACCUUGCCUGGAUGGUCACCUCUGGGGUACAGCAAGUGCAGGUCCAGUGAGGAACUUUUCCUACAGCUUACAUAGCCAACCAGAGAUUCACAGCUCCAUCGCUGAAUUGUUAAUUCACAUCCAUACUUGGUUUCUCUGUAUCUAUCCACAAGCAACAAAUACUUAAAUGUGUGAUCUUACAGGGAAAUUUUUUAUUUGUUUAAAAAGUAUUGAGAAUCAGAUUUAGGCAACUGGCAUCACAGAACCGGGAGGUUUGGGUUUAAGAGAGAUUUAUAAAACUUCACAAGCCAGGACACAUGCCAGAAUUGGCCAAUGGAAUGGCAUCCCUCCUGUCAAUUCAUGCAGUUCCUAGAAUGCUCACCAGUCAAGUCCAAGGUCAAGACCUGGAGUUAUAAAAUACAGCAUUUCUGACCUAAAACUGUUCUUUUUGCAGAUGAAUGUGAUUUCAACUCAGGACCUGUCCAAAUUAGGAAUUUUUUAAUGUUUGGGAUUUUUUUUCUAUUUUUAGACAUCUAAUUCUAUAGAUUCUAUCUUUUUCUAACCUCCUCUAGGCACGCCAAAUUCUGGCAAAAAGAAUUGCUUUUUGAAUGUUGAAGUUCUGGUAAAAAUAAAGCAGUGAGCAAAAUCCUUUUAAACACAGAAAUCCUGAGUUCAUCUUGUUGGUGGGCUCAGGCAAUUCUGUAGCAAAUAAAUCCUUUG
Messenger RNA from Balaenoptera musculus (blue whale), 1113 nucleotides. Its product is annotated as anaphase-promoting complex subunit 16-like. Gene Ontology annotation, cellular component: anaphase-promoting complex; cytosol; kinetochore. The record is from RefSeq and is a predicted model, not a curated record. The transcript has a single exon. NCBI's taxonomy places the organism in Eukaryota, Metazoa, Chordata, Mammalia, Artiodactyla, Balaenopteridae. The coding region runs from base 83 to 415 and encodes 110 amino acids. Gene Ontology annotation, biological process: protein ubiquitination.